Molecule: messenger RNA, 1842 nt
Organism: Exophiala dermatitidis NIH/UT8656
Lineage: Eukaryota; Fungi; Ascomycota; Eurotiomycetes; Chaetothyriales; Herpotrichiellaceae
Product: maleylacetate reductase
Exons: 1
Coding region: 143-1564 (473 amino acids)
Cellular component (GO): mitochondrion
Molecular function (GO): alcohol dehydrogenase (NAD+) activity; metal ion binding
Source: RefSeq, a predicted model, not a curated record
GAACUCUGUACUACUAAUCAUUCAGACUGGGAAAUUGACCAAUACUCAUCGAAAUCACUAGGAUUUGUAAUAAGGACGCUUUGUAUCCAUUUGGUGGACUACAGUUAUACCGAUACAUGCACCUAUUCAAAGGCAUAUAUAUAUGCUGCGACCGUUACGAGCCGCAACAGACCUCCGCAACAGCAUCCAAAGAUCAAUCGUCCGGAUUAACACCACGCCACAGCUAAUUCACCACCAUAGUCUUUUCUUUACCGGACCCAAGUCACCAGUUGCAUUAAACCAUAGGCUUAUACCAGCCAUACAUCCAGGUUGUGCCAGAUCAGUCCACACACAUACAUCCACCAUGGCAUCCUCUGCUUCGUCCUCGACAACAUCGUCACCAGCGUUGCCCCACCCGCUCACAGGGCUAUAUCAGCCCAACCAGCUCAAGGGGCUAUACUACGGGCCUGACGCGGUGAAGAAGCACAUCUUGUCUGUUCUUCCGAACUCCGAGACAUCCAAAGCAUUCAUUGUGACAGGGCGAUCUCUGGCAACCAAGACGAUACUGAUCCAGGAACUCGAGGAACUACUGACGGCCAAACACCACGCCGGCACUUUCAGCGAGAUCAAGGAACACGCACCGGUCGCACAGCUAGACGAGGCGACGGCACAAGUGGAACGCGACUCCACGAUCGACACCAUCAUCAGCGUGGGCGGCGGCAGUCCGAUCGACAGCGCCAAGGCGAUUGUAUAUCGCGUGCACGAGAAGACGAGCGAAACGGGGCAAGGCAAAGGUAAAUGGCUACGACACAUUGCAAUUCCGACCACCCUGUCCGCGGCCGAAUGCACCGCUAUGGCCGGAUACACCAAGAGCGACGGGGUCAAGACGGGCCUUGCCCACCCCAACAUUUACCCCAGCUAUAUCUUCUACGACCCCAAGUUUGGCUUGCACACACCACAGUCACUGUUCUUGUCGACGGGGAUCCGCGCCCUCGACCACGCCGUUGAAACCCAGUAUCAUCCUCUUGCGACGUGGAUUCCCGCACGCUUGGUGUCUCUCAACGCUCUGGCUGAGUUGUUCCGCCUGCUUCCCAAAUACAAAGCCGACCCGACUAACGAGGACGUGAUUACGGGUCUGUUCCUCGCUGCAUAUGGCAGUCUGGGCUUCUUCGGCCAGAACCUCAAGGGCGGUCUAGGUCUGUCUCAUACCCUGGGCUACGCGCUCGGUAGUCCCUAUGGCAUCCCGCAUGGCAUUACAUCUUGUUUGACGUUGGGCCAUGUCGUCAAGCUUAAGGCUCGUCAGGAUAAAGCGAACGCCGAGGCCAUUGCCGCCAUCUUGCCGUAUCUCGGCGAAUCGAGGUCCGGAGAUGAUGUGAAAGAUGCCGAUCGUGUCGGUGAUAGGAUCUUGGGUCUGGUUGACGACUUGGGCCUCAAAACUACUUUGACUGAAAAGGGUGUGGGUAGGGACCAGAUCGAUAUUAUUUGCCAGAGAGCAACCGGCGGCCUGAUCCCUGGCAAGGAGCAGAGUCAACAGGAUGAAGAGACGUUGAAAUCCGUCAAGAAAUUGGUCGAGGGGUUGUAUUAGGUAGAUACUUGAUGCGUGUCUGAUACCUCAUCGACGAGGUGGUCAACGACACAGAGAUGAUGGCGAGAUGUCGAGACAGAGCUAUGCGGGAGUGACGCUAUGCUAUUGAGACCAAGCUGGAUUGAUAUUGUACAAACAGUCCCGUAUGCCAAGCGGCCGGCCAGAUAUUCUCCCUAAGCAAAAAGAUUAUGCCAACUCAGCCUGCUGUUUACCUUGGUUUGGUCUACUACCUAGGAUCAUAAGUUCAGUGUGAACCCGUGGACCUUGUCCAAAUUCCU